Messenger RNA from Coccinella septempunctata (seven-spotted ladybird), 664 nucleotides. Its product is annotated as protein lethal(2)essential for life-like. The coding region runs from base 111 to 599 and encodes 162 amino acids. Gene Ontology annotation, molecular function: protein folding chaperone. NCBI's taxonomy places the organism in Eukaryota, Metazoa, Arthropoda, Insecta, Coleoptera, Coccinellidae. Gene Ontology annotation, biological process: response to heat; protein refolding. The record is from RefSeq and is a predicted model, not a curated record. The transcript has a single exon.
CUUUGCAUAAACGCAAAUGUCAAUCAUUUCGAAAUUGACAAAUUCAUAAUCAUCCCGAAAUUAAGAAACCCCAUUUCAUCAAUUCCGAACACAAUCGAGGUCAUCUCAAAAUGGCCGAAGGCAACCAUCCCUACAACGUUCCAGUGAGGCUCAGUAAAACGAACGUCUUGACAAGCGAAUUCGAUAACAUGUGGGAUAACUUCGGCAAGGAAAUGAAGGCGAUGCAAGAAGAGAUGAACAGGUUCCAGGAAGCCAUGUUCAGUAGAGCCUUCACCUCACCGCAUGGCUUCACAACGCCUCUCAUCCAAGACGCGGGUAACGGUCGCCAAGAACUCAAGCUUAGAUUCGACGUCAGCCAGUACACGCCCGAGGAGAUUGAGGUUAGGACGGAAAAUAACCAUCUUCUGGUGCACGCCAAACACGAGGAGAACGACGGUACGAAGAGGGUUUACAGGGAGUACAACCAGCAGUUCAUGCUACCACAAGGUAUCAGUCCGGAUUCCGUACAGAGCAAUCUUAGCGCUGAUGGUGUGUUGACUGUGCAGGCGCCAAUCCCUCAGCUUCCUGAUGCGCAGAAACAUCUGGCAAUUAGAAGAUGAAACUAUUCUUAUAUGAAGCAUAUUCAUAAACAGCAAAACAACAGUAAAUGAAUUUGAUGAAAAUG